UAUCUGACCACCCUGGCCUAUAAAUAAUCGAAAAACGCUUGCAACAACAUCAGAGGCUUAGCACAAAACAAAACAAAACAAAACAAAACAAAACAAAACAAAACAGACUAAAUGGAUAACAGGAAUAACAGGGGUUCCAUAUACUGUUACAUGUGGAUCCAUGCGGAUCCCUACGAGUAACUAGUAUUUAAAUACACAAGGCCGCGCCAGGAAACGCUGGGGAAUUCCGUAAUUUUUAACGGGAAACUGGCGCGUUCUCGGCUUGUUGGAGAGCCGUUUGGUUUGGUAAUAAUCCUGUUGGGUUUAACGUUUCGUAGCCAAGUGUGCGGAGGAAACGGAAGCUGUUUGGGAAAUAUUUGACAAAAAUACCUGUACAAUUGUUCAGAUUGUUGCGCUGUAAGAAACGUGAUCAUGUUCCAGUGGCCAAUCGUCAGUGUAUUGUCACUUUAUGGGUUUAUUUUACAGGUCUUCUGUUCCGUUCCUCCGCCAACUAACCUCACCCUGAAUUGUCAUAAUUUUCACAAUGUCCUGUACUGGAAUUACAGUGAACCAAGUCUGCAGCCAUUAUUCAUUGUAACUAUUCGGAACUAUGAAGGGCCGCGUCAGUUAGUGAAUACCUCUAAGAACUACCUGGACAUCAGCUCGUACACUCAGGACGCUGACGAUGCAUACUUUGUGUCAGUGGUAGCUACGUUGAAUGAGUCUGCCAUCCAUAGUUCAGGCAGAUCCACCCAGUUCACCUAUGGCGAGUUUUCAUCCAAGACCAAAUGUACAGUGGACUUUCCACCCUUGAACAUUUCAGUCUGGUCACGCAGAUUUGAAAUAAAUUAUCGUCAUCCUUUUUAUAUCUAUGGCAUUGAAACACUGAAUGACACUUUCAUAUACUCUGUUGAAUAUAAUGAGACUGAGAGCACAAUAUACAGUUGUCUUGUAACAGAACUUGUCUGCACAGAGAAGAUGCACCUUCCCGAAAGCCUUUAUGGCAGUUGCAUGAUGGUACAUUUCAAAGGGUCUGUUAAAGGCAUACAAACAGAUAUUUCUAGAAAUGUUUGCAGUGACAGACUAGAUCCUAAUGAAAAAGACUGGACAACUAUUAUAACCACUUUAGUAUGUAGUGGGAUUGUUGUUAUAAUGAUAAUAGUAGUAGGAGGUGUGCUGUACAAGAAGAGGACUCAGAUUAAGCCUCAAAACUCUGUAAUCUCCAAAUUCCUGAGCAUUGUGAGAUCUGAUCAUGCCAUGAUAGUGCCCGAGCAGCCUACUCUGUGUGCAGUGACGUCUGUAGGCCAUAUCCCACUGCUGCAGACCCCAGAUGAUGUGCCCACCCCCACCAACAUCUCACCUACAGACGUUACCCACUUUCCCAUUGACUCAAUUCCUAACAUGGAGUCAUCAGGGAGCCAGGAGCCUGAAAGUAUGGUGGAAGAGGAAGAGUCUGAGGAUGCUAAAAGCUCCACAGGCUAUGACUGUGGCAAGUUUCUUGUUGUCAUGAGCCCAGGAGACACUGUAGAUGCUUAUGGGCCAAGACAAGCUUAAGGCUUGGUCUGAAUUGAGACUGUUUACUAGAUGUGAGUAAUAUGGAGUGAUGACACAUGAUUUAGUAAAGCUCAGCAAGUAGCAUUACCAGUAACAGGAAUGGUGUAGGAGCUUACAUUCAGUAUAAUUUUUGCUGUAUACUGAUUGCAAAGUAUAUUUAUAAGACAUUUUUUCCAUAUGUUGUUUAGUGAGAAAAUGAAACAAUGGUGGUGAUGUAUUUGGAGUCACCAAAAUACUAUAUACGUUUCUUCAGCUUAGUUAGGGUUGGGCAUUCUCAUUCAGACCCAGUACCAUCAGCUGGUUGGCUAUGCUUUUACCUUCUGUUUUCCCCAAUUAAAAAAGAAAAAAAAAGAUAAGACUGAUAUACACUGGGUGCCACUGUGUAAUACAUUUCAAAAUUACUCAGAAAAGUGGAAAUCAAAGAUACAAUUUCAGAUGCACUUCUGCAGUGCGACUAUAAAUCCAGUAUAAUUGCAAUGCAAACAUGGAUGGUAUCUUUUGAAAGUCACAAAACAGAAAUAAAAAUGACUGAAAGAAUCCACCAUAGAUUGAUUAUUAGAAUCAAAUUUCUUUAUCUUUGUUUGAUUUAUAUUAUAGAAAAUGAAUUUUGUUUCAUACAAAAAGGUAUGAAUCAAAUCAUUUUCUUUGUUAUUGGAUUGCAGCCUAAUUUUGUCUGAAAUUUUGACCUUGUAUAUUUGAAAUCAUGUUUUUUUGUUUGUUUGUUUGAGGGGUGAAUUGGUUAGUUUGGAAAAAUCAUUGGAUGGAAAGAAAAGCAGGAAAGAAACUUGAGAAGCCUUGAGUUUGAUAGGAAUUGAAUAUCAAUUUGAUUACUUUGAAGAGAAAUGUAAUUUUUUUUUCAUGAGAUUCUCACCAUCCUAGUGACACAUGCCAUAGACAAUUAAUCUCUUUUAUACCUGGUUAAAUAUAGAAAUGGAUAAAUUAGCUGCAUGUCCAUAUGUGAGUCAAUGGAAAGCCAUAAGAAACAAGAGUUUGGCGCAUGAUGCAGGACUCAGUACCCCUCCCCCUUGACUGAUGGCCAUAACAGAAUGUCUGGUAUUUUAGGACCUUUUAACUUGUCAGUCUUGAACAUUAUAUUCUCAGACAAGGAGGACAAGGAGGCUGUCAAGCAUUUUUCAGACUGAAAGUUUCACUUUCAGUUAACUUGUGUAGUGUGAGAUGGGAAAAUCCCUGCAAAAAUCACUCGUGGUGUGUUUGUGCUCUUUUUUCUUUUCUUUUUUUUUCUUACGAUAACGAAAAGAAAAUUGUAGUGUCUUUCCAGCCAGGGUGAAAGCUGUAUUUGAUUUUUCAUGGGUUUUUUCAUGACAUUUCAUCUUAAUGCAAAGGUGCUUUCUGCCAUUGAAUUAGGUGUGGUGGUUGUUGUUAUUAAUAAUGACUGCUGUGAACAAUUGAGUGGUUGCAAGUUAUAUAAAAUCUAUUACCUAGUAUUUAAAACAGCAAAUUAUGGUAGGCUUUGUCAGUGAACAUAUUAAUAUCAUAGAAACUUCUGCAGUUGUUCCUAUUCAUUCCUAAAGCACUUCCUAAAAAUGCUUGGAAAAUGUUAAUUUCUAUAUCUAAAUGAAAUGCAUUAAUACAUUAAAGAUUUAUGUACAGUGAAUUGGGUGUGCUUAUAUUUGUACUGUACAAUUUUACAUGGAGUCUCAUCACCCUCAUGGCAUUAUGAAAAAUACUUUUUGUGCCUUUUUGCUUUGUGUACAGCAUGUGUGCCUGACCUUGUGAACCUACCGAAGUUUCACUAGAAUCUGGACAAAGCUUCUGAAUUCCUUGCCUGUUAAGCAAAUUGUAAUUCAUUGCAUGAUUAGACAAAUAUCUGCAAAGUAACCAAUUGCUGUAUACCUUUACAUUAUCUUGUUUGGAUUUAAUGUUUUAGCACUUUUACUUAAAUUUGGCACCUUUUUAAUAUAAAACAUUUUAAUUUGUUUGUUUGAUAUAGUAUUGUCAUUUCAGAAGUGCCCAUCCUGAUUGUUUUCUCUCCUUUCAUGUGAUACUGUGACAGACGUAACAUUUUUAUAAAUGAGUUUUUGACAGUUUAGCAAGAACUAGAGCUUGCUAACUUUUAUUGUGCAUUUGUUACAAUUUUGUACAUUUACCAGACCUUUGAUGGAUAAAACCAAGUACCCAUAUUAUUCAUGUAAGUUGUUUUGUUUUAUACGCUUUCUGUGAUAUUGCCACUGUGAAAUAAAUAUCCAUACAAUAA
Molecule: messenger RNA, 3748 nt
Organism: Electrophorus electricus (electric eel)
Lineage: Eukaryota; Metazoa; Chordata; Actinopteri; Gymnotiformes; Gymnotidae
Gene: ifngr1l
Product: interferon gamma receptor 1-like
Biological process (GO): cytokine-mediated signaling pathway
Cellular component (GO): plasma membrane
Molecular function (GO): protein binding; cytokine receptor activity
Source: RefSeq, a predicted model, not a curated record